This is a messenger RNA of Homarus americanus (American lobster), 4067 nucleotides long. RefSeq names its product transcription factor 12-like. Lineage: Eukaryota; Metazoa; Arthropoda; Malacostraca; Decapoda; Nephropidae. Bases 239 to 1885 code for a protein of 548 amino acids. Gene Ontology annotation, cellular component: transcription regulator complex. The transcript is spliced from 13 exons. Gene Ontology annotation, biological process: regulation of transcription by RNA polymerase II. Gene Ontology annotation, molecular function: RNA polymerase II cis-regulatory region sequence-specific DNA binding; DNA-binding transcription factor activity, RNA polymerase II-specific; protein dimerization activity. The record is from RefSeq and is a predicted model, not a curated record.
AUGUGAGCAUCACUCCAAAGUUGUGGCGGCAGUGAGAGGCCCCACUGUUCUCACGCACCGUGCGGUCCCACCUCCAGGAUUUACGACCUUCUUAAAUCACCGCCGAUGUGUUAAUAACCAAAUUGCGGCAGUGUACAAACUUACCAUCGACCAGGGACUGUGUGCCGAGGUGGAUGUGUCAUGUGAGCUGUAGUGAGGUUGUGUUGUUGCCGGAGGACCUGUGACGACAACAACAACAAUGUUUUGUACUUACCCCUACUACAAGACGCCCCUGGUCUACAUGCCGCCACACAAGCCACUCGGGGUAAGGCACUUCAACGCUCCCUCUCUCUCAGUCUCCCACAGUCACUUCAGGAUUGCAGCAUAUGGCUCGGACGACUUCAACCAGGACUCUCCGCGGUACACGUCGCCCAAGCCUGGCGGGCCCUAUGUCGAGCCCUACUUUAUGGAGAGUGGAGGUAGUGAGCUAUGGGGAGCAACGGGUGGUGGCGGAAGUGGAGCGGCGGCAGCAGCAGCAGCGGCAGCAGGAGCCAUGGGAAACUAUCCAUACCCCACACCGUCCAUGAUGGGACCCUCCUCCCAUCUUACACAACCACACUACAUGACACCACAUCUCCAUGAUCCAAUGGGUUAUGAUAACAUGGCAUCAGGUUUACCACCCAUGUCAUCAUUCCGUGGACCUGGCGCGAGCAGCACCACAGGUGGAGGGUCAGUUGCUACCUCCUCACCCCUUUACACACACUCUCCUGUGCCUAAUCACACCCAGGCCACAGCCACAGGCAACACAGGCGAUACACUCGGCAAGGCGUUAUCUUCAAUUUACCCUGGAGAGCAGACGUCGAGCAGCUACAGCAGUAAUCCUGGCACCCCAGUUUCUGCCACCUCCCCGCCCCCCCACACCUCUGGGGCAACUAGUGGGGCCCCCCAACAGUGGCCACAGCCCCAUACACCCACCUCACCUCAUUAUGACCGUUCCCUCCCCAUGCGAGGUAUGGCAGAGGAGAACUUAGAGUCAGCAAUCGACUAUCUUCGAGAUAUUGAGGGAUCAAGGAUAGAUGAAAGAUUGGAAGAUGCUGUCAAUGUCCUACAGCGCCACGCAGAGACCACGGGAGGCAUAACCGGUGCUGGUCCACACUUGGGAGCCACAUCACAUGGGGGCUCUCUUCCACCAUAUCCCUCAGCCCUGGACUCUCACUUGGGUGGUCCACCCAAUUCUACUUUUACACCCUUGGGGUCCCACUCACAAGAGCUGAAAAGUCUUGGGGUACCAGGCUUAGGUGAAAGUAUUAAGGAGAAAUUGGAAGUUAAGUCUGAAGAAUUGUCCAGCUCACACCUGCCUACAACCACAGUUGCGGCAACUAUGCCAGCAGGAGCAAAGGGUGGCAAGCGCUCUCGCAGUUUAUCCCAGUUCAGCUUGCCUGACCCUUCGAAGCAGCUUGGCCCACCUCUGCUCGGACUUCUGGCUUCUGCACAGCAUUCUGGUUCCAGCACGGAGGAUGAAGAAUGUACAGACCCUGAGACUAAAGCGCUAAGGGAGAAAGAGCGACGUCAAGCAAACAAUGCCAGGGAAAGAGUACGAGUUCGUGAUAUAAAUGAAGCAUUUAAGGAAUUAGGUCGUAUGUGUAUGAUCCAUUGUAAGAAUGAUAAGGCGCAGACCAAGCUAAACAUUUUGCACAUGGCAGUGGAGGUGAUCACCACUCUGGAGCAGCAGGUUAGAGAGCGUAAUCUGAAUCCUAAGGCAGCUUGUUUGAAGCGACGUGAAGAAGAAAAAUCUGAUGGUUCUAAAUUACCACCACCACACCUGCCACAUCCUUCCAGUAUGGCCCCACCCUUCCCAAAUUUGCCCGGUGAUCAUCUAAGCCAUGGUGGUGCUGGACCUCACUAGUGACCUGACCACCACUGGCAGCAGCUGUAGUCCUCCCACCAAGGACUACAUUGGGGGGUUGUGGAGCCCCCCUAUAAUGGGGCUGGUAUAUACAGCUGAGCCACUCCCGAGGCCUGUGCGAGAGAGGCAGCAUGUGGCACAUCCAUGUGGCAGGGGAUCGUGACAUAGGGCAAUUAUAUGUGUUUAGUGUAUAUUUUUUAAGCAGCCAAGAGAAUGGCAAGGGAUGGGACAGAUUGGAACAGUUGUUUAGGACACCAGGGCCCCCUAACCCCCCCCUGCCCAGUGCAGCUCAGUGUGUGGUCUCCUGCGUGCGAUCUUCCACAACAUAUCUCGCAGCCAAUCAUAUCACAAGGCAGCCUAAGCUUGGUCAUGAUGUGACAAUGGUCGUAGCUUCACUUAUCCUGAAAUGUGCAAAAUGAAGUUCUGCCAGUCUUGGUGUGUAUCUGAGCUCCCAAAGAAAUUAUGCAAGGUUGAGCACUGACUCAGAAUUGUUGUGAAAAUUUGGAAAGUGUUUACAAAGAGCGACAAGAUGCCUUGAAGUGUGGGGUGAAGCUGAAUAGUGCAGUGCGAUGGACUGAGAGUUGGCUUUUAUACUAGCCAUGUACUCUGGGCUGGAGGUGAAGACCGAGCAAUGAACCUGACUUCACUAGGUUUAGCAUUGUAUACAUAAUUACUAUACAUUGUGUACAGAAUGACUCAUUAUUUUAUUAAACAAACAUUUUUAGCUAGGUGAUCUAUUCUGAGAAAAGAGAAAUGUAAAGAAUGCACAAUGCUAUUAUGAACAGAUGGUUUACAUCAAGGAUUAUGAUUCAGAAGCUAAGAUUAUUAUGGUAGCUUCACUGUGUUGAGCAACUCCUCUUUUAAGUGCAUAAUUUUAGUGUAGUUGUUAGUGCUUCCCAUUUUCCUGUGUUCAACUGCUGACUUUAUUGAUAAUUUUGAUUUUGUACUCAUUAUUUAGAACUGGAUCCCUGUGUCCACCUUUAUGUCAUGAGUGGAAGGAGGCCAAUCAGUCCACAGUGCCUCAACAUCGGUUUACUGUCAUGGGGAAGUUAGAUAUAUAUAUAUAUUUGACAAUUAGAGAAUUUAACUUGUUAUUCAGCUAAUGAAACAGCAGCUUGAAAGACGUUUUGUGUAGCUUUGCUGUUAGGCAUAUCAUCUGAUAAUUGGAUAAAUUUCUAUAAUUAUGUUGCACCUAAAUUGCAGCUAAAUGUCAUCCACAAAUUUUUUUUUAUUAUUACUUGGCAUUGUUCAAAUGUUACUUUGAUUGCAAAAUGGUGCAAAUUUCUUGUAAUAUUGUCAUUCUAAAACAUUCCAAUUGAAGUGUUAUGUAACUUUUGUUAAUUACAACUGUGGUCUAUGACCAAAAUACCAAUCCCACUCAUCUCUGGACUGCGCAUUGACAUAUACUUUAUUAAAACGUGUACAUAGCAGGUACAUGGUGGUGUUUGCACAUAUAUUAUCUUAUUAAUAUCCAGUUCUAUUGGAUAAUUUAUUAUAAAUUUACUGAACACAACCAUGACCCUGAUUUCUAUACACAGUUUGCUGUAGGCCUAUUGCAUCUGACUAUCUGGUUAUUCAAGGCACAGCCUAUUGGAGAUCUCAAGCCUCCAGUGUGAUUUACAGUUGCUUUAGACCUUCCACAAGAUGAUUUAGCUAAGAAUUGGUUUAAAGAUUAUUGAAAUUAUUGACAUAAAAUGUUUAAUAUUUUAUUGUAGUGUGUUCUCAACUUUGUAGAUAUUAUGAUGGUUUGUUGAGAUGAUGUUUAAUGACAGGAGCAGCCAGCAUUAGAUUCAUGGACUUUUCCUUGUGCAUUUUUCAAGAUUCAUAUUUAAAUAUUUUAUCUGUCAGAAAUAUUCCAUCCAUCCUGGUACGCCUGAGACUCACAGGGACAUCUUGCUGUUCCUCGUGUUAACGCUCACUCAAUAAACUCUGCCAGCUCACCACCCUACAUCAAUGCUACCUUUAUUUCCUCCCAGCUGAUAUUGAGGAUAGGGAGUGUUGAGUUCAGGCACCAAUUUGGCGUGCCUCAGAGCUUCCAGGCGCUGCGGCACUUGACCCAGUCGGAUGACGUGAUGUGUACAAAUAUUGUAAGACGAGUGCAGUGGGCGCUGUGUCAGCCUAUCCACGAGGGUACUCAACAUGGACUUCAUCUGUAGAAUAAUAAAUGUGCCAUUUUGCAUUA